This is a messenger RNA of Scomber scombrus (Atlantic mackerel), 4233 nucleotides long. RefSeq names its product caveolae associated protein 1a (gene cavin1a). The record is from RefSeq and is a predicted model, not a curated record. Bases 285 to 1553 code for a protein of 422 amino acids. Gene Ontology annotation, cellular component: caveola; cytoplasm. Gene Ontology annotation, molecular function: rRNA primary transcript binding. The transcript is spliced from 2 exons. NCBI's taxonomy places the organism in Eukaryota, Metazoa, Chordata, Actinopteri, Scombriformes, Scombridae. Gene Ontology annotation, biological process: termination of RNA polymerase I transcription; transcription initiation at RNA polymerase I promoter.
GCUGUGAGAGGCCCUACUCCCCUUGGCUGGCUGGCAUCCCAGAGCAGAGGCAGAGAGAGACAGAGGCAGAGAGGGCUGAGUGUGAGAGACUGAGGGCGAAGAGAAAGUUAAAGUGUAAAGAAGACUGGGGAAAGGCUAAGAAGUGGCAGAGAAAGUUGCCUACAAGAAAAGAAUAACGCUUAGAGAUUGUGUUUUGUGCAGCGUCGCUCCUGUAGGUAAUUUGUCAGUGGUGUAUUUUUAUCUGCAGCGAGUGUGCAAGCGAUUUGUUUUUGGAGUUGACAGCCAUGGCGGAUACAGGUGUCAAGAUGGAGCAUGUAGCUCUGGCAGAAGUGCCUUUUGAUGAUGACGAGGUCGCCCUGGUGGGUGCUGCCACCGAGCCGGCAGUAGAUGAUGAUGAUCCGGCUGAGGAGGUGGACUUGCUAUUGGCCCCUGGCCCUGGAGGCAAGAGUGAAGCUCAGAUGAAUGGGGUCAUGGUUCUGUCUCUGCUAGACAAGAUUAUUGGGGUUGUAGACCAGAUCCAGCAGACCCAGAAUGGCCUUGAGGCCCGUCAGGAGGCCAUGGAGAAGUCAGUGUCAACCAUCCAAGGGGAGCUGUCUAAGUUGUCCAAGAAUCAUGUCGGCACAGCCAACACCGUCAACAAAAUGCUGGACAAGGUGCGCAAGGUCAGUGUCAACGUCAAGACGGUGCGAAGCAACCUGGAGAAGCAGGCGGGUCAGAUCAAGAAGCUGGAGAACAACGAAAAUGAGCUUCUCAAGAGACGCAACUUCAAAGUCCUCAUCUACCAGGACCAAGUGAAGGCCCCAAAGACAUCCAAACACAAGACAGCAGAGACGGUGGCUGAAGGUGGAGCCGUGGAGGGCCUUGAUCAGAUACCUGAGGAGGGAGGUGAGGGACAUCCAGUCAAUCUCAAUUCAGAUGAAGAGGUGGAGAUUGAAGAGAUUAUUGAAGAGUCCCGUACCAAGCGCAUCCAACGCACCACCAAGCAGCAAGUGGACAACAUUAAGAAAGCCUUCUCCAAAGAGAAAAUGGAGAAGACCAAACUAAAGACCAAGGAGAAUUUGGAGAAGACCAAGCAGAAGACCCGUGAGAACCUUGAGAAGACAAGACAGAGAACCCGCGACAACCUGGAGAAAACAAAGCACAACCUGGAGAAGAAGAUGGGCAAGAUCGGGACCCGCAUGACCCCCACCCUGGAGCGCAGGGCGAAGAUGAAGAGCUCAAAAGAGAAGGUGAAGAAGUCCCUUACCCCUGAUCACACUGAGUAUGCUCGCUCCAAGACCACUGUGUACCGCGUGCCGCCUUUCACCUUCCAUGUUAAGAAGAUCCGAGAAGGGGAGGAGGAGAUGGUGCAGAACACAGAGAUGGUGGAGGUGACAGAGGCCGAGGGCCAGCCAGCGGGAGAGGAGAACGGGCUGGGUGUGCAUGUUGAGGUGGAGGAAGGGGAGCUGGUGAAUGUAGACAGCCCAGAGAUGGAGGCUCUGUUGGAGGUGACUGAGGACUCUCAGCUGGUCAGCUUGGAGGCAGACCACCUAAAGAAGGCCCAAAGCGAAUAGAGAGUCUCACCUCAGCAGAUAUAAAAAAAAGAAUGAAGAGGGAAACAGAGUCAUGAUGAAUGAGUUUAAUCACAAGGACACAAUAUUAGUCGUUGGGACUUUCUAGAUGUGAUCACAAUCUAUGAAAUCUAAUUUGUUUUCAGUUCUGUUUUUAUUGUACCCAGAAGGGAUGCCUUUCAUAUUUGCUUCUCUUUAGCAUAUAAAUAAGAAAAACAAAACAAAAACAAAGCUUGCUUUUUAAACAUGAUGCAAGCUGCUUCUUUACUCCUGGCUGGUUAACCUAGACAUGCAGGUCUAGGGUAUUUGCAGUUUGUUGUUUGUUUGAUAAAUUGAGUGGCUAUAAGAAAAUAAAAAAGGUAUAAAUAGUCUUUGCUAUUGAGAUGUAAUGUAUAAAAUAAUAUUUGCCAUGUAUGAUAUGCACAUGAAUAAUUAUGGAAAUAGGAAGUUGCUGGCAAGAUUUAUGUUAGAAACAGAUGGUUUUAGUGAUGUAAUGUGCACAUGUGAAACUAAAAGAAAUUAACAUGUGGGCAAAAUUUAGGCCUACGGAAGAAAUAAAGAACUGAAGGGGCUGGAGCAGAGGACGCUAAUGGGACUUUUCCUUGACUCAAUGUUUACAAAAACAUUACCCCAGAUAUGCAUAAAGCAUUAAGCCAUCAAGGUUAUUUACUGCAUAUAACUCAGGCAUUGUGCCAAAUGUUACAGUGUAAUGUUUCUCACAUGUAAAAGACUGAAAUGUAAAUGACUGAAAGUUACUGAAUGACUGUGAGUUAAAUCAUGUCAAGAAGUGAAAGGAGCACUAAAUGUCAAAUUCAAGAAUAUUUAAACACUUAUAGAUUACACCACGGCAAUAGAUUGUUUUACCUUUUUGAAGAAAAUGCAGAAAGCCAAUAUCCUGUAUGUACUUUUUUUGUUUUUUACAGUACAGAGCUUUGAUAAAAAUACAACUCUCAGUCCUUAAAUGGUCAAUCGUUCAAAAAUUUCAGCCAUAUAAUAUAAUGAAAUACUGAAAGCUAACGACAAUGAAAUGUAUUAUGUACAGUAACCUUUCCUGCGGUGUAUCUUUACAAUGCAUGCUUGAAAACACAGUUUGAUCAUCAUUUACUGUAAUGUUUGAUGUAUAUUCACCUUGUCAUAUUUUUUUCCAUCUGAGCACAUUGUAUAUGCCAAGUUCCACAUAGCACAGUGCUGCUCAGAAGAGAAGAGAAAUGCCUGUGUCACCAUGGUCACAGCUUUUCACAGUACAUUUGCACAUCCCUAUUAAAUUUUCCCUGGGUAAUUGCAGGCAGAAAAAUGAUGGUCUGAAGAGCAAGAUGACAGUUUAAUGACUGACUGUGUAACAUAUGGAGAUGCAAAUGUCAUCCUAAAUGCAGCUGGAGGAAGACAGCAGACUGCCAGGUACAAUGAACUGCGUGGCACUUUAAUAAAUGUCAGAACACCGGAACAGCAUGAUCCGGUCCACAAAUGUUUUCACAAAGACCGGGUGCAAUCUUGUUUAUUUCCUCUGAAUUAUAGAAGGAAUGGCCACACUGAAGAUAAAAACCUGUCUCACCAUAAGUUCAUAAAAUGCUGUUAUCUUUGUUGAUGAUUAGAGGAAACUGUGAUGAUUGGAUUACAAUCAGUCUCACUGUGCAAUCAUUUUGAACAAGGGAACAGGGGAAAGCACACAGGGCUCCGGACAGGAAGAAAUUGGGAAUACGACUUCCAUUUUCCUCCCUAGAGACUGUGUGUGACCUUGAUGUAGGCAUGCAGAAGCCCAGUGUGUAGCAUAGAAAACCAUUAAGAUAAUCAAUGGGCUGGGGGAAUGCAAUUAAGGAGAGUGCUCCCUCUGAGUACUGAACAGGGUAGAGAACAGUGAGGACUGAAAAAAGGUGUGUGUGUGUGUGUGUGUGUGUGUGUGUGUGUGUGUGUGUGUGUGUGUGUGUGAGAGGGAGAGGGGGAGAGAGGUCUACAGCAUGUACAUACUGUACCAUAUACCCACACUGAUAAUUAGUAAUAUUUGGUGAAACUGCAAGGUAAUGUAAGCAGCAAGUUGAAAUUGCAGAGAAGAGCAAAAUAAUCCAUUACAGACCUGUAGCAUCACAUAGAUGUAUAAAUAUAACAGAAAUGUUUUAUAUUGACUUUUAGGCAAAAAAAAUAUAACAUUGUCUUGUAUAAAAAUGAAAAACUUGUAAGAUACUGGUCCCUGUGUGUGUUUGUGUGUGUGUGUGUGUGCGUGUGUGUGUGUGUGUGUUUUUGCCACCAUGUACAUUUUGCCCUGUUUUAAGCUACUGGUUUAUAAAAACUGACCCAGCCUGCUAUAAGCAUAUUUUAGUCCAUGCAAAACUUAUUUAAACAUUACUAUCUAUUAAAAAAAACAAAAACAAACAAAAAACAGAUCAGUCACACUCCUACAACACAAGAUGUGACACAUAAUUGCUCUUGGUGUUAUUGAUUUAUACUCAAAUAAUGAAGCUCACAUUUUCUGUUGUGUUUAAAAGGCAUCCUUUUAAACACAACACUUCAACCACUUCAUUAUGAAUAAAAGCUUGCUGAUUAAUAUAUAAACUGCCUAUUAAUGUUUAAUUUUAUGAUUCCUUUACAUACCUGAUUAGACUACAUAUUAGUUCUUGAUUAGCUUCAGGCACUGAAUUACAGUGGUGGAAUAUAAAUACAUUUACUGUAUAGUAUAGUACAUAAUAUA